Messenger RNA from Synchiropus splendidus (mandarinfish), 555 nucleotides. RefSeq names its product cocaine- and amphetamine-regulated transcript-like (gene cartl). The record is from RefSeq and is a predicted model, not a curated record. Lineage: Eukaryota; Metazoa; Chordata; Actinopteri; Syngnathiformes; Callionymidae. Gene Ontology annotation, biological process: positive regulation of MAPK cascade; G protein-coupled receptor signaling pathway; adult feeding behavior. The transcript is spliced from 3 exons. The coding region runs from base 96 to 416 and encodes 106 amino acids. Gene Ontology annotation, molecular function: neuropeptide hormone activity.
CUACCAACCUGCAGGGACCCCUACGCCCCGCCUAUACCAUCGGGACUUCUCAUUCCACAACCGGGACCCCCCCACGCACCUUCUGCAUCGGGACCAUGGAGAGCUCCGCAGCGCUGCGCGGACUGGUGCUGCUCGGCCUGCUGUCAGUCCUGUGUCACGGCCAAAUCUCCCAGGACGUUUCCUCGGAGGACUUCCCCGUUGAAAGAUCCGAACCCGCAGCCGACAGAGACCUGAUUGAAGCUCUGGAGACUUUGCUGAGCAGGAUGAAUAAUCGUGUUUCAACAGAGAAGAGAGGAAGCAUCCCACUGUGUGGCAUGGGUGACCGCUGUGCCAUGAAGUUCGGACCAAGAAUCGGGAAACUCUGUGACUGUGAGCGAGGUGCUAACUGCAACUCCUACCUGCUCAAGUGCAUCUAGAUGUCCUGCAGACCACGACUUUGUCCCCUCGAUCACUAAUGCAAACACUAAUGUCUGUAUGUUCAUGGAGCAUCAUCAAUAGUUGUGACUCGUGGUGUCGUCAGUGAACGGAUGGAGGAACGCAUGGAUUUUGUAUUUG